CAUUGGAGGAAACUGGAUGAGCAACGUAAGCGCUCCUCUUGAAUGGGAAAAUAGCAGAGGGGGAGAAACGGGCAGACACACACACGCAGCAGGCUGACAGAAGCCAAGCAGCGGCCACUGAGACACACACACACACGGACUGAGACUCUGGAUGCAGCCGCAAGAAGGACCUCAUUUUAGUUUUUUGGAGUAAACGCAUGUUCGUCAGCAGUUGUUGUUUUUUUAAUUACAGGAUUCGCGUCAUUACGAGCCGCGCGCACAUUCCUCAACAGGAUUUGCAUCUCCAAUCGCAAAUUGUUUUCUGCUCCCUACGAGAGUGUAUUUCUAAUUUUCCUGCCCAGCAGGAAGCUUUCAUAGUCAUGCUCGAGCUGCUUCGACUCGCGAAGCGUUUCAUCUGAAAACUGUCGUGUUUCCAAAAAUGGAACAACAGCUCUCCAAACCAGAAUGCAAAAACAUGGAUGCGUGUCUGAGACGACUGAAGCAAGAACUGGUGUCUAUGAAAGAAGCCGGAGAUGGCCUCCACGCUCAGAUGAAUUCAAUGAUGGGAGCCCUCCAGGAACUCAAGCUUCUUCAGGUUCAGACAGCGCUAGAAAACCUUGAUAUUUCAGGUCGGCCCAUUAACAGAGGACUCCCACAUCCUGCUCUGUCAGAUCCUCCUGAAGCGUCAGCUACAGCGGCUUCAACCUCGGGCAAGGAUCACAGACCCUGCUUUCGCCAAACCAUGCGUGAGGAGCACAGCCACAGUCCGAUGCCAAGUCCAAGGCCGUCUCUGGAAAGCAGAAACACCUUCAGCCGAGAUGACAGGAGCCUGUCUGAAAACAGAAGCAGCCUGGGAACCUCGUCCUCCUCUGCAUCCAGCCUUGAGAGUGAGAGAAGUGAAAGAAGUGAAAGAAGUGCGCGUUGCGAGAAUGACCUUGAGUCUAUACCCAAGAGGUGGUCGGGAUACGCCGCCCCGCAGGUGGAUUUCUAUGGACCUAUGGUGGGAAAUCCUCCGCCAGAGCCCUACACUCAUCCACAGGCUCCCAGUCGUGCUCAGGUGGUGGACCUCCCCGGGAUCCUGUACAGCCUCUCAAGAGAGGGCCCUUCAUUGGACAGUGACUACUCCCAGGACAGUACAGACGACGGCAGCGACUGGACUUCUUCGCUCAUGAGCCGCAGCCGCAACCGUCAGCCCUUAGUGCUGGGUGACAACGUCUUUGCCGACCUCGUGGGAAACUGGCUGGACUUGCCCGAGGUGGAAAGGGAUGAGGGGGAAGAAGAGGAGAGUAACAAGAGGAGAGAGGAGAGGACAGCUGAUGGAGGGGCGGACAGACCGGACACACCAGCGCACCCUCUCCGCCUCAGCCGCUCGCAGGAGAUCUGCAGGAAGUUCUCGUUAACAACAAACAUCUUCAAGAAGUUCCUGCGCAGCGUCAGGCCAGACAGGGACAAGCUGCUCAAGGAGAGGCCUGGCUGGAUGGCUCCUGAACUGCCAGAGGGUGACCUCUUCAAAAGGCAUAAGAAACUGGUUUCUAAAAGUUCAAAAGGCAGCUUCUACCUGCCAUUCUGGGCAAGCGGACAGCAGGGCAAAGGCAGGCCGUGUCCGCAUCUAGCUGAAGCAGAGAGGAACCACCAACACUACUUCCCCCAGGCCCACCAGCAGCCAUUUGCUGGGAUUUACUUAGACAGGAGACAGCCAGAGACUGGUCUGGAGAAAAUGCAGCCCUUGUUUGACUACAACACAGCUGUGUGGGUCUGACAGUGAAGCCAACAGACUGCCAGUGAUGCCAGACUGAGUGAGUGACAGGUGCUGGGGGAUUCUGGCUGUGCUGGAGGGGGAUGAAUGAAUAACUUAAUGAGAGGUUUGGACACAGUUAUCUUCCAAAAAUGAACCGAUGAGCUUCACACCCACAAGAUUAUCAUUUUGUCUGACAAUCCUAAAACCUAAAACUCGUUUGCUGUGUGUGUCUAGGCGUGUGAGUGCUGGAGAGUGUCUGAGUUAGAGAGAGACAUUUUUAAGGAAAGUUUUGUAUCAUUCAAAUUUCUUCAUAUGCGUGCGUGCAUGUAUGACUGGGUUCUCUGGAUGUCUUACAAGAUGGUACUUUGACAUGGACAUCGCUCUCAGAAUGUCACCAUCAUCAGAGAUCUUUCCAUCCACAGACGUUUUCACAACGACUGUAUGCUACAGGAAACACACUGAAAUAUCUAACUACUUUGCAUCUUUGAAUAGAAACACCAUCUGUUGGAUUGCAUGGUUAAUGUUUUUUUAGAAGUGAUGCUACAAACAGCUAUUACUGAACGCACUGCCACUAAACUGUCAUAAGCUCCCUCUUGUUUCCAACAGGCCUUGACGCCCUGGAAACUCAGGUUUAACUGAAUUUGUUGGUCUCAUUCACUUUGCUCAGGGAAUGAAAGUUACACAGGAGUAAACUAUGAGACAAUGGUGCAUUUAAAUGGGUUUCAAAUACACUGUUAAAAAAAACCAACUUCCUCAUCUUGCUUAGAAAGACAUAACAGCAAUACAGUGCAUGACUACGUCAAAGAUUGCACAUUAAACUUUGAGAUUUGUCCCUUGUAAUCAGCAAUGGUUGUGCUUGCUGUCAUGCUGGAAAUACUCAUUUGCCGUGUAGACAUGGCACGUAUUGAGUCAACUAUCAGUCCUCCUCGUUGUUACGCAGUGAGAGGAGGGGGUAAAGAUGGCACAGCCACUACUGACUGACUGCCAUCUGGUAUCCAGUCAUUAUGUAAAGCUCAUUCGCCAAAGGCUCGAAGAAGAUGCAAAACGGGCUUGUUUAAUCUCAAAGCUUUGUGGAUGAGCUGAAUUUUGUUACAUACUGUGUAUAUACACACACACACACACACACACACACACACACACAGGUAAAUACAUUACAGGGCUGUGACAGGGAUGAGACAGUUGAGAGUGAAGGUAAAUAUCUGUAAUCUCGAUCAGACAGAAGCAAGGUAAAUGUAUUGAAAAUUGUACAUACUGUCAUCAACCAAACAGCAGCAAUAACAAACAUUUACUGCAAUGUCCCAUCGCAUGGUUUUCAUUAAUCUACACAGAUAAAUAUGUCACAGUAAUAUUACAGUUCAACAUGUAAACAUCACCACAGUUGUAUUUAAACCACAAUCUGAUGAGUUAAUAUUUGACAUACAGUAUCUAUUCUCUUGUAUCAUAAUGAACAGUUUCUGUGUUUUUCCAUUUCAUGCAGCAUCGGUUACGAACGAACUUCAGCUUCCUUCACAAAUUCACAUAAAUAUCAGGAUUCCCUCAGGAUUACAGAGGACACUGCCCGCUCAGACUCAAAAUACUUUCUUUUUAUAGAGGACCACUGUUAUGCAAGGACAAUCUGAUACACUAACUUCUUAUUGUUAUGGAGAAAAAAAACUGUUAAUUUCAUUCCGUUUUAAAAAAGGGAACCCAGACCAAUCAACUUAGCCAGCAGGGAUUAGGCCUUCGGUCUUUUGAGUGUCUUGGUCAGUCGAUCCAUAUGGUGUUGUCUCAGUAUUCAGGUCAAUACAUACUGCACAUUCAGAGGGUCCAACACACACACACACACACACACACACACACACACACACACGGUUUCUGCUGAGAAGGUUGUGCCAUGAGACACAGUCUGAGAUGUCAUAUCACACAGUAUGUGUAUGUAAAUGUAACAUUUAUUUCUUCCUAUUUACAGUUGUCCAAGUGUAAUUUUCCACACCAUUUUUCAUCAGGGUUCUGCGAACCUUCAGUAGUGAUUCUGUGUCAUGUGCACCAUAAAACUGUCACUGACUUUUUGUAAAUUAAAUCUGUUUUCAGAAAGAAA
This is a messenger RNA of Micropterus salmoides (largemouth bass), 3794 nucleotides long. It is a transcript of the gene inka2, whose product is annotated as inka box actin regulator 2. Gene Ontology annotation, molecular function: protein serine/threonine kinase inhibitor activity; protein kinase binding. Gene Ontology annotation, cellular component: nucleus. The record is from RefSeq and is a predicted model, not a curated record. NCBI's taxonomy places the organism in Eukaryota, Metazoa, Chordata, Actinopteri, Centrarchiformes, Centrarchidae. The transcript has 2 exons. Bases 419 to 1738 code for a protein of 439 amino acids.